CCCUUUAAGUCCCAUUUGGAAGGUUUAGUUGUAGCUAUAGAUGCAUUCUGUAUAGUUUUGGUUAUUGUAUUUUUCACAGUUCUGUUGAUUGUAUUGCCUAUUAAUGUAGCACCAGCUCUUUGCAUAGUUGCUGGUCUUAUAGGCCUUGCUGUAAACUGUUUUUUAGCCUCUGUAUGAUUUGCAUUGCUAGUGGCUGGCCUUUUAACUGCUUUAGUCGUAAUAGUAGACAAUGUUUUGGAUCUAUUCAGCAUUUGUUUUGGCGGUGGCUUAUUUUCAUUUGUACAUUUAGAAUUUAAAUUAAUUACACUUUUAGAUUUUUUCAAAGAAUCAGAAACAGUACUGGUACUUGAUCCAGGUACAUCAAGUGGGUCUUUUGUACUUUUUUGGUUGUUCAUUUUUAUGCUACUGUUGGGUAUUCUACUUAUCAAGUUUCCUAAUUGAGAUUUUGGCUUUGGUAAUCUUGACUCCAUCUAUGAAACAGAAUGGAAGAAAUUAAUGCAAAUAUAAUAAGAAUAGACUGUUCUCAAUACACUGGCAAAAAAUAGCAAACGCAUGCAUUAUUUAUAAGAACUUUCAUCAAACAAAUAUACUGUUCUUGAGUUGUUCAUGCUAUGAAAAAAUGAGAUCCGAUUAAUUUAUAAUCGGAUUUUAAAAAAUCCUUCAGUGUGUUGUUCGUGAAAAUGGAAAACGUAUACGAACAACAAUUCUAUAAAACAAACCUCUUUGCCUACAAUAAUACAACAUCAAAUCCCUCGCAGCCACACGUAUCAAUAGUUUACGAAACUAAUUGUUUACCGCUGGAAUUACCUAGUGAUCGCAUAACAAUAAAGUAUUUAUUUUACACGUAGUUGCAUAGUAUCUAUUACAGGGAAUACUCGAACGACCAAAUCGAAAUUCACCGUUGUAAAAUAAAGGAACACUGUUUUCUAUGUCACUUUUCGGCACCGAUCCAACGGCGGUUAAACAAUAUCCGCUACACUUAUUUGAACUUGAAUUUGCUCGGCUCAGCCAAUCAAACGAGCUGUGUAUGCGAAGAAUUGCUUUGCUCAGAUUGGCUGACGAUUUGCUGUUGUUACAGUGCUGCCCCUGUAGUUGGUGACAAGGGGAGACAACGUCGGUCGAGCGAGAAAGCAUAACAGUUUAAAAACUGACAAAUCUCUCUGUUUUUUAAUAUAAAUACAUUCGUCGUAUUUUGCUUCGAAAAUCAAUGGCAGAAGAUUACGAAGAAGUAGAAGGAGAAUAUGAAAAACAUUCGAGAUACGAAUCUCCAGAAAUUUACGAAGAGGUUUCACGAAUCUUAUCAUUUGCAGAAGCUGGAGAAUGCCUCCACACGUUAGGAAAAUGCGACUCGGGUCUUGGAUAUGCUUAUUUAGGAUUAAAUGUUUCCAAUAAGAGCCUCACAGACAUUCAAGUUAUAUUAAGAUUCAGAUAUGUCCUUUUUGUGGACGUUUCCGGAAAUAGAUUAACCGCCGAAGCCCUGUGUGUUCUCACGAAAAUGACUUAUCUUUUAAUGAUUCAGGCUGAUAACAAUCGAAUAUCUUCUGCAGAAAUGGAACAAAUGCCCUACCUACAGGUACUGACGUUAAAUAAAAAUCAGUUAAAGAGUACUACCGGCAUCUCCCAUACUCUCCUUGAGAUUCUAGAAUUAAAUCAUAACAAUAUCGAGGAAGUCACUUUGAAUCCUUACGAUCUAAAGAAUCUUAAAACUCUUGAAUUGCGUGGAAACAUAUUAACUACAACGAAUGGUAUCUUUUUCCCUGGAUUGAUUUGUCUAUAUCUCGCAGAAAAUCAAAUUGAAAAGCUGGAGGGUCUAGACAUUCUAGUUAAUUUGAAAAUUUUACAUCUGAGAAGCAAUAAAUUGUCGAAUUUGGACGGCUUUGACUCGCGUUGUACAAAGCUCAAUUAUUUGAACCUUCGAAAUAACGAGAUCACAAAAAUUUCAGAACUUCAAAAAUUGAGUUGCUUGUCUGCGCUAGAAAUUCUGAUCAUUUUUGAAAAUCCUGCUAUCCACUUCAGAGAAGAAGACGAGGAGAAUAUGUAUAGGCAAAUUGUGUUGGCUAUGUUGCCUAACUUGGUACGAAUCGAUAAAGAUCCAGUAUUGUAUGAAGAAAAAGGAGAAGCUCGAGAAUUUCGCAGACAAAUGAUUCUAAAUGGAUCGAAAUUCACGGACUUCGACAUUAGUCCACCAGAAUAACAAUAUGACGUUAUUAAAAACACUCUUAUCAUACAAAUAAAAA
Megalopta genalis is the source of this 2237-nucleotide messenger RNA. RefSeq names its product leucine-rich repeat-containing protein 23. Gene Ontology annotation, molecular function: protein binding. The record is from RefSeq and is a predicted model, not a curated record. Gene Ontology annotation, cellular component: cytoplasm. NCBI's taxonomy places the organism in Eukaryota, Metazoa, Arthropoda, Insecta, Hymenoptera, Halictidae.